CCUUUAACUAGUCUAUUAAGCUUUUAUAACCAACACUUCUCAACGUCCAAGCAAAAUGUGUAUCCGAGUCACUUUAAUCGUUCUGGCAAUCUAUUUGUUCGUAAAAAAAACUCCACAUAAUACUGAAAAAUGUAGUCCUUUGAAUUGUAUAAAUGACGGUUAACCAUAUUAUGACUAUAUACGAUCAACACUUUUACAAGAAUGUAAUCUUCAAAGCAACAAAAAAGCUAAAUUAAACAAAGCACAUCCCCUAAUAUUGUAGUUAAAUGUAUAGAUUAUAUUCUGA
Messenger RNA from Drosophila mauritiana, 286 nucleotides. RefSeq lists its product as uncharacterized. The coding region runs from base 56 to 163 and encodes 35 amino acids. NCBI's taxonomy places the organism in Eukaryota, Metazoa, Arthropoda, Insecta, Diptera, Drosophilidae. The transcript is spliced from 2 exons. The record is from RefSeq and is a predicted model, not a curated record.